AUGGCUUCUACAUUCACUGUUUUCUGUCUCAUUUUCCUUCUGUCAACAACUACUUAUCUUAAUCCAGUUCUCGCAUGGCGUCCUACGCUGAUCGAAACUGACAAACUGUUCUGCAUCAAGUAUAGAGUGCAUGUCAUGAAUGGCCUAAGCAGCAAUGAGAACCCAUUAUUCAUCCAUUGCCAAUCAAGAGAUGAUAAUCUUGGCGAUCAUACACUGAAUGUUGGAGGAGAUUUCAAUUUCAAGUUUCGUAUUAAGUUCUUUGGACCAGAUUCUUGGUUCACUUGUGAAAUGAUGUGGGGAUCAAAGCAUCAACAUGUCGAUGUUUUCAGACAGAAAGUUGAAGGAAGUAUGUGCUGCGUUGAUGGUAAUAGUUGCUAUUGGCGAGCGCAAGAUGAUGGGAUCUAUUUUAGCACGGAUUAUACGGAAUGGAUUAAAAGAUAUGAUUGGCUGUAA
Ricinus communis (castor bean) is the source of this 453-nucleotide messenger RNA. Its product is annotated as S-protein homolog 21. The transcript has a single exon. Bases 1 to 453 code for a protein of 150 amino acids. The record is from RefSeq and is a predicted model, not a curated record. NCBI's taxonomy places the organism in Eukaryota, Viridiplantae, Streptophyta, Magnoliopsida, Malpighiales, Euphorbiaceae.